CCCUUACUUAGCAAGAUUAAUUCCGAUCAUGCAUGAUUUACUUAUUCUUAUUGAAAAGAAUAAAGUAGACGAUUUCAAAAAACGUUUAUCCGAAGCAUCAAUGUUUGAUAUUAGAAGAACCAAAUCUGGCCUGAAGUUAAUACUAGAAGCCAUAAAGGGUAAUCGGAAAGAAAUUUUUGACCACUUGCUACACGAUUGCUACAGCUGGUGUACGGAAGACUUUAUGGUCGCAAAUGAAUCUGGUAAGACAGCAAUAGAAGUUGCUUGGGAUCAGAAGAACAACAACACUCAUUACUACAUCUGUGAGUUAAUCGGAACUAGCAGUUAUUUGGAGAAAGCAAUAAAAAACGCCCUUUCCAAUUCUUCUGACUCUCUUGAUGAGGAACAUAUCACCACCUUGUUAACUUACGCCACUGAUCUACCUGACAUAUUUGACCGGGUAGUAGUCAAUUUUGAACUACCAAAUUUUAUUCAGGACAUGGUAUUUUUCCAUAAAUUUGAUGAAUAUUCAUCUCACGUCAUGCAAUUUAACACUCUGUUAAAACUGGCAGAACAAAACCCUUUUCUGUUCCACAAAGCUUUUGAGUACGAGUUUAAGUUUUGUUUUGCCGUGACGGAUAAACCACUAGACGAGAAACGUAAUUUCGGUGAUCUUUUGAUUAGUUUGAUCAGUCUAAAGAACGAUUAUUUGGAAAUUCUGUUGGAAAAGUGUGCUCCUGAAAUAUGUCAGAUUUUCGAAAAAUGUGCCCUUCAUUCUAAAACUGCUUUUCCGAAAAGGAGAAGCACUCGCUGUGGAUGUGGAUUAUCUGUUAACUACAAUUACACCGACUUAUCGGUGACAUAUCAGUGUGAAAAAAUGUUCAGCAAAUAUCUAACAAUAGACAAACUGGAAUUACUUUUGGAAAAAAGUGAGACGGUGAGUCAGUGUGUUAUCCGUUUCAUUGAUAUAUUAAGGAGCACAUACUUUCUUACUUCUGUCACUGAAAGAAACAACGAGUCGACCACAACAGAAAUUUUUAAUUAUCUUUUAAUGUAUGGCUUGAGAGUUCAAGACAACCUUUCUGAUGUUGUGUAUAGAAGGUAUGGUUAUUGCGAACUCUUCAGAGUGUGUCUACAUAUGGACAUAGAGGAUGCGUCACCCGAGUAUUCACCCUUAAACUUCAUCUUAGAUGUCAAUUUUGAUGUGGAACAACUCCCAGAGAAAUGGAAGUUUUACAGUGAUCGACACAUCCAAUAUCUUCUAGAUUACUUUGCCCAUCCAAAAGUCUAUGAACUUGUUUCAAAACUUGAAAAUGAAACAAGAUUGCGGGACGACAACACUCGCAAAAAAGUAGAAAAACAUCCACGAGUACCUUUGCUUGUCGAAUUGAGUCGAAAUAUUUUUAGAAAAUAUUUUAUAGAAAGAUUCCAAAUUCGAAAUACCAAAAUGUUGUAUUCUCUUAUUAAUGGCCUAUCUAUUGCUUCUACUCAUAAGAAAAUUAUUACUUUUGAAACAAAACUCUAUGAUACUUAGAUAAAUGUAAUAAGUAUUACAUCAAAUUUUAGAUUUUGUAAUUCCAUAUUUAGUU
Messenger RNA from Zophobas morio, 1568 nucleotides. RefSeq lists its product as uncharacterized. The record is from RefSeq and is a predicted model, not a curated record. The coding region runs from base 29 to 1513 and encodes 494 amino acids. The transcript has 2 exons. NCBI's taxonomy places the organism in Eukaryota, Metazoa, Arthropoda, Insecta, Coleoptera, Tenebrionidae.